AUGGGACCGGCAGCGGCGCGGACGGGGCGAGCGCUCUUGCCGGCAGCGUUGCUGGCGCUGGCGCUGAGCCCGGGACCCGUGACUGCCCUGCCGUGCGGCGCCGACUGCCCAGCGGGUACCUUCGUGGUGAGCGCGGGCUGCGGGCGCGGGGCGAGCUGCCGGCAGUGUCCCCCCGACACCUUCUCCAGCGCGGCGGGACGCAGCGGCUGCACCCUCUGCCGGAAGUGUGAAGGAAGAUUCAGGUAUUUAAAAGAGUGCUCCUCAAAAAGCGAUGCUGAAUGUACGUGCAAGGAGGGAUAUCGAUGUAGUGGCAAUGGCUGCUCCCGCUGUGACCGAAGCUGUGGCGUGGGCCAGGAGAACACCAGGAAUGGUUGCCAUGCUUGCCCCUAUGGAACUUUCAAUGAUCAGCCUGAUGGCUUCUGUAAAAACUGGACAAAGUGCUCUGCAAACCACAUCCUGGAGCCUGGAACUGCAGCAAAAAAUGUCAUUUGCAAGCACACUUCAGAUGAUCCCGCUUCGUUCACUGCUCUACCUACCACAUCUCCUGCAAUUCAAUUUUCUGUUAUUGUGCCAGGGACGGACCUCCAGAUGGACAUUACCAGAAUUUCUCUCACUGUAGCUGGGCUGUUGUGCAUAGUGUUUCUGCUACCUUCAUGUAUAUGCUUCAGUGUCUGGCAGAAGAAGAAAAUACAUGCUAUCUUCAAGAAACUGCAUACCACACCUGAACAGUCAAUUCAGGAAGAUGAUGCCUGCAGCUGCCGCUUUCCUGAAGAAGAACAAGGUGAAUAUCAGGACCAUGGCAAAUCCACAGGAUUCAUACAUCGUUUGGUGAACUAGAGUUGUAUGGUCCAGGUCAACCACGUUUGAAUUUCCUUUUGGAACACAGAACAAGAAUCCAUUAAAUAGUGAGGAUAUCAGAUUUUUCAGAGUGCUAAAUAGUCCAGUCACUGAGGAAAAAGUGCAUCUUUUCCAGUUCUUAAAAAAAGUAUAUAAAUAGGUGUAGCUUGCUUUCUUCCUCUAGGUCAAAGAAUCAUAUUUCUAAGAAGUGGCACUUGGUCUACAAAUAAAAAGGACUACACUUAAAAACAGUAAUAGAAGGGCAGAAUGGCCUUCUGGUCUCUUUUAUAAAUGGUGCCUGAGCUGUAAUUUACCCACAAUUUGAAAAGCAUUUGGCACUAAAAAGGAGAUCUGUAGCACCUAGAUCUGCCACAUGUGACACUCCUGGUCUCUAUUACCAUUACUAUCCAUCCUUUUGAGUCUAGAGAUGCAACUCCUCCUAAAGUUUGGCUCAAACCCCAAACCUCAUUUCAUAUUCCAUCAACCCUAGACAUAACUAUGUGACCACUACACACUAUGUGACGUGUAUGUAGGAGAGAGGAGGCCAUAAAAAUCUAGAGCUGCAACGUGUUUCAGAGUAACCUGCAUCUGCUGUUACAUUACACCUUUUGGCUUGAGAGAGGCAGUGGAAACAUUGAGAAAAAACUGUGGUUGACUUGAUCUUAGAAAUAGAUGUUGGUGUGCAGCUGGACUGCACCACCUUCAGUCCUACGUACUUUGACUUUGAUCUUUUAGGUGAUGUAAACAUAUUCUAUACAUUGCAUAUGUGAUACAUUUCUGUAACUAUUUUUGUAAGUUCAAGGUUGGAAAGAUUUUAACAUCAGAUGCUAUCUGUCUCUUUGAUCAAUUACUGUUACUUUGGUCUUAAAGAGAAAAAAGAAAACGCACAUUUGAGUCAUGGCAUUUACGACAUCAUUUUUAACCUUUUGCAAAACUAACUAUUCUCUUUCUGCAGUAAAUAUUAUUAAAAAAUUAGAGUGAAAACCCAACAAUGUCAUCUGAAGGGUGAUUUUCCCCUCUCUGCCAUUUCAACUUAGAGAAUGCUUUUCUUGUGUUUGCAGAAUGACAGCCCAUCUCUCCAUUCAGCAGAUUACGAUAGCAGAUUACUUUUGGCAAACCACACUUAGACAUUUUGAUAAACUUGUAUUCAAGUAAAUAGAAAACAGUAAUGUCAUACCAAAGCUGGCA
Colius striatus (speckled mousebird) is the source of this 2025-nucleotide messenger RNA. RefSeq names its product TNF receptor superfamily member 9 (gene TNFRSF9). The coding region runs from base 1 to 837 and encodes 278 amino acids. Gene Ontology annotation, cellular component: external side of plasma membrane. Lineage: Eukaryota; Metazoa; Chordata; Aves; Coliiformes; Coliidae. The transcript is spliced from 7 exons. Gene Ontology annotation, molecular function: signaling receptor activity; cytokine binding. Gene Ontology annotation, biological process: regulation of cell population proliferation. The record is from RefSeq and is a predicted model, not a curated record.